Stegastes partitus (bicolor damselfish) is the source of this 3366-nucleotide messenger RNA. It is a transcript of the gene e2f2, whose product is annotated as E2F transcription factor 2. NCBI's taxonomy places the organism in Eukaryota, Metazoa, Chordata, Actinopteri, Pomacentridae. Bases 416 to 1759 code for a protein of 447 amino acids. Gene Ontology annotation, molecular function: DNA-binding transcription factor activity, RNA polymerase II-specific; RNA polymerase II cis-regulatory region sequence-specific DNA binding; protein dimerization activity. Gene Ontology annotation, cellular component: RNA polymerase II transcription regulator complex. Gene Ontology annotation, biological process: regulation of transcription by RNA polymerase II. The record is from RefSeq and is a predicted model, not a curated record. The transcript has 7 exons.
GCAGCACCGGAGCAAAGGAGCAUUUCAGGUGCUGGACUUUGAAAAAAUACUGGAUGUUUUGGGGAGUAUUUAUUUAUUUUUAUGAACUGGUAAGGCAAGUUUCCUCUACACUUUGUUAGCGGACACGGGACAAGAACACCGAUCAGACUGCUGAUUUUUUUUAUUUUUAGAAAUUACGCACAAAUUGUAUGUUUAACUCGCGCGUUUUGGGGAUUUCAUUUCUCAUUUUUUAAUUCUGAAAGGUGCUUUUGAUUGUUCUUACUGCAGAGACAUUGUGUGUGUAUUCUCACAGUAAGCUAGCAGCAGCAGCAGCAGCAGCAGCUUGCUAAUAUAGCAGAGCAUUUAUCAGCUCAGCUAACUGCACACUUCUAUCCUCCGCUUGACCAAUCCGGUUAAAUUUAGUUUACUCAGGAAAAUGAUGCGGAUGCCUAAAGGCGUCUCUCCGGCAGCGGGUCGGCCGGUAGUCGGGCUGGCUUGUUCUCAGCAGAAGAUGAAGGUUUUGGCCACCGGUGGAGUAAAGACCGACUUCUUCAGCACCGGACUUUCCAGCCCGCCGAUGAACACGGUACCGGCCGGUUAUUUCACCCAGAUCUGCAACACCACCGUGGCGGAACAAAGAGCCAACAGCCUGUAUUCAACCCCCCACGGACCAGAGGCUAAACCCAUCAGAUCAUCCUCUGGACGACUACCGGCUAAAAGGAAGCUAGACCUAGAGGAUCCUCUCUAUCUGCCAGACUUCCGCACACCAAAAGGCAAAGGCAGCAUUGCAGCAAGGAUUCCAAGCCCACGGACUCCAAAGUCUCCAGGUGAGCGGACACGCUAUGACACCUCAUUGGGCCUGCUGACCAAGAAAUUUGUGGGUUUGAUUGCUGAGUCCCCUGAUGGAGUUCUUGAUCUGAACUGGGCCACUGAAGUUCUGGAGGUCCAGAAGAGACGCAUCUAUGACAUCACUAAUGUCCUAGAGGGAGUCCAGCUGAUCAGAAAGAAGUCCAAGAACAACAUCCAGUGGCUGGUUGGAGAUGUAUUUGAAGGUGGUGCAGGUGGAGGAGAGAAGGCCUGUGCCCUGAGGAAAGAGCUGGGAGACCUGGAGAGAGCCGAGAGAUCUCUGGAUGACCUGAUUCAGUCCAGCACCACACAGCUCAAGCAGCUCACUGAAUAUAAAGACAGCCAGAGGUUGGGCUACGUGACAUACCAGGACAUCCGCUCCAUCGCCAGUCUCCGAGACCAAACGGUCAUUGCGGUCAAAGCCCCCGCUGAGACAAAGCUGGAGGUGCCAGACACAGCAGGGCAGGGGUCGUUACAGAUCUAUUUGAAGAGUAGAAAUGGCCCCAUAGAAGUCUACCUGUGUCCUGAGGAGGGUCUUGAAGACGCCAGCCCUGUCAAGAGUGUUGUCACGCCAAAAAAGGAAUUCCCUCAACCCCUCGCCCCUCCAGCUACAACACCGGUGGCAAUGCCAACUUACAGCAUGAAAGAGGAACCUGUUGAAUCCAAAAUACCUUCAGCAGCUCCAGCCACCUCAACUACAACCCCCGGCUCCUCUGUGCUUGACGUAGAGAGUCUCCUGGGUUUGCCCCCCAGCCUACUUCAGAUCACUGAGGACCAGCUUCCCUGCGCCUCCUUCAAUCCAGACGCCAGCACCCCAUUCGUCAGCUUCUCUCCACCUUUGGACCACGACGAUUACCUCUGGAGCCUGGAGGAUGGCGAGGGAGUGUCAGAUUUCUUCGACACCUAUGACCUCGGAGAUUUGUUGAAGAGCUGAGGUGAAGAUGAAGGAGUUUGGGGGGUGGGGAGAAAAAGUAGGGUAGAAAUAUUUAAAUUCAAUGCCUUCUCGGGGCAGAAGAUAUUACACUAUGAAGCCAUCCCUAGCCGUGCCUGUUUUAAUGGUUCCAACAGAGGAAUCACCCCAUUUGUUUGUUUCAAUAACCUGAAAGUCGUUUGAACUUUUAGCCAGGAAGCUUCGAACACAGUUUAAAAAGCAGGGAUUUUUUUGGACUUUCUCAAAUUGAGCUUCAAAUAUCACAAUGAAAAUCAGGAGACACUGUGCAGAUCAUAUCACCAGCAAAACAACUCAUGUAUGUGGUUGUCAGGCAGUGUUUAGCGGGACAACUCAGGAGCUCUUUUUUUCUUCCUCGUUUCCAAAGUCUAAAUGUUUGUGCCAGUCUUCGGCCCGUAGGGGGCAGCCUGGUAUUAUGUCAGAUUUAACUGCCAUGCAGCUUUACCAGAUUCAAUCACUGGAUAAGAGUAAGCUAAAGCCAUUAAGAAACACACACAGGGUGUGUUUGUGUGAGUAUUUUCACCACUGACCAAAUGAAGCUGUGAAGGAACUUGUUUAUUGCCAGUGUUUGUGGAUCUACAAGAAUCUGUAACUUGGGGAUGCUACAGUAGACAUAGAACUGAUUUUUAAGGUGCUUCUGUCUCGUGAGGUUUGCUCUCUUGCCUUAAGCUUUGUGUCAAGCCUGUUUGGUGCUGUGUGCCAAAAUGUGCAGAUUGUGACCCAGAGCCAGAUUUAAUGACAGAUAAUGGCUACUUUGUGAACACAUACAAUCUUUUCCUGAGAGACACGUUCACUCUCUCUCGUUGAUUUGGCAGCUUUGAUUCAAAUCCAGUGGCUCCCCUUGUUUGUCUGAGUUAGAUAGUUGAUUUUAGCUGGUGAUUUUUGAUUUAGUAGUGUAAAACUACUAUUGUAUUUCUUUGGAAAUAACCCAAAAUAAUUGAGAUGCAGCAUCUGUGCUGCAGGUGUGCUGGAAAGGGGGUUAAUUGAUGUAAGUGAGGUGUAAUUAGAGGAUCGAUUUCUUCUCCCUCUUGUUUUAAAAUGAAUGACAUCUGUUGAUCUAGCAGAAACAAUGAGGAGUUUAAAUCUUUACUGUUCAGAUUUUAGGCCCAUGAAUUCUUUCCUCAGUGUUGCGUUGCAAUGCUUAUAAAUGUCAAAGACAUUCGGGCGAGGGACAUAGCAGCUGACUUUUAUGUGUUAAAGGUUUUUUGGAAGCGUUCUAGAAAUUUGAAAAUUUAAAUUUCAUGCUGAUCUAAUUUUUUUUGGCUUUCCUUCUACACUGUAGAGAUAAGCUAACUGUCCUGUCCUAACAAAACUUGAAAAUGUGUGUUUGAGUGUGUAUUUGACAACUUGGGAAAUGGGUGUCUCGGUGCAUUGGUGUGUGUGUUUUUUUUUAUGUAGAUUAGAGAAUUUGUAGUUUUUUUUCAAUGAGCAUUAUUUUUUGGUAUUUGUACAUAAUUUGUUUUGUAUUUAUACCCAUUUUUUCUGAUUUUUUUUGGACAGUUUUUGUAUGACAUGCAGCACUUAAUAUUUUGUAAUAUUGUGUGGUCUGUUUGAAGUUAUGGAAUAAAUACUGAAGCCAUGAUUUACACUUA